Sodiomyces alkalinus F11 is the source of this 1614-nucleotide messenger RNA. RefSeq names its product ThiF family protein. The coding region runs from base 1 to 1614 and encodes 537 amino acids. Gene Ontology annotation, molecular function: NEDD8 activating enzyme activity. Lineage: Eukaryota; Fungi; Ascomycota; Sordariomycetes; Glomerellales; Plectosphaerellaceae. Gene Ontology annotation, biological process: protein neddylation. Gene Ontology annotation, cellular component: cytoplasm. The record is from RefSeq and is a predicted model, not a curated record. The transcript has 5 exons.
AUGACGGAGGUCAUCACCCAGACCCCGCCCAUCCUCACCGGGGCCCCAUCCGAUAAGGAGCGCAAGUACGACCGUCAGUUAAGACUAUGGGCGGCCAGCGGCCAAGCAGCUUUGGAAUCUUCGCAUAUUCUUCUUGUCAACUCUGGCACAGGCACCGUUGGCAUCGAGACCCUGAAGAACCUCGUGUUACCAGGCAUUGGAAAAUUUACCAUUGCCGAUGAUGCCAUCGUGCGUGACUCCGACUUGGGUGUCAACUUCUUCCUCGAUGAGGAUGGCCUUGGCAAGUCAAGGGCACAACACUGUACGGAACUGCUAGUUGAACUGAACCCAGAAGUUCAAGGCGACUGGUUUCCAAAGAAUGGGGAACCCUUAAGCCUCCCAGACGUCCUGGGAAACGAAGGGCCCUAUACCGCGGUCCUUUAUGCGCUACCCGUUCAUCCCAGAUGUGAAUUAUUACUCCAAGAAUACUGCAACCAGAAUAAGACACCCCUCAUCGCCGUUCACUCGACCGGUUUCUACGCCGACUUCAAAAUCACCUUCCCCGGCCCCUUCCCUGUUGUGGAGACGCAUCCAGACGUCACUGCCACGACCGAUCUGAGGCUCCUCUCUCCUUGGGACGAGCUCAUCGACUUUGCGAGAGGCAUGACCAAGGACAUCGACAGCCUCGACAACCACGAGCACGGCCAUCUCCCGUUCGUCGUCAUUCUGCUCCACUACCUCGAUGUCUGGAAGGCAACUCACAACAGCGCGUACCCCUCGACUUAUGCAGAGAAGGUUGCCUUCAGGAAGAUGGUCUCUGAGGCCGCAAGAACUGACAAUCCAGAGGGUGGUGAGGAGAACUUCGAUGAGGCCGUGGCAGCCGUGCUCAAGACUGUUUCUCCCCCGUCCUUGCCAGGAGAUGUCAAGGAAGUGUUCGCAUAUGAGCACGACAGCCCAAUCAGGUCCAGCUUCUGGAUCAUAGCAGAUGCUGUGAAGGAGUUUUAUGAGAAGCACGGAUGCCUCCCCUUGCCCGGCGGCCUCCCCGACAUGAAGGCGCAGUCUAGCGUCUAUAUCCAGUUACAGAACAUCUACAAGCGCAAGGCACGCCGGGACGCCGCGGAGGUCUUUGAAUCGGUCCGCCGAGCUUCCGGGGGCGAUGCCAUCGACCCAGCCGAGGUGGACCUCUUUUGCAAGAACGCAGCCUUUGUCAAGCUCAUCAACCCGAAAAAUAAUGAUCCCGAGAGACUACUUGAAGUGGCCGACGAGGAACUCGCCAAUGACGAGAUGGCGAAGGAAGGCAUCAUGCCGCCGUCGCUGUUCCCCAUCUACCUCGCACUGCGGGCGACGGCUUACACUCCCAGCGUCGAGACGUCGUUCCCGGAAGAUAUCCUGAAGGACAUGAUGACGCUGGUGCCCCAGUUAGGGGAUCAGGAGCCCUACGCACAUGAGCGCUACGAACAAGCUGCUCAGGAAGUGAUCCGUGGCGCCAGCGGAGAGCUUCACAACGUCUCCGCCGUGAUGGGCGGCAUGGUGGCCCAGGAGAUGAUCAAAAUCAUCACCAAGCAGUACAUCCCCAUCAAUAACACCUGCAUAUUCGACGGCAUCGGCUCCCGAUGCCAGGUGCUUCGCUUGUAG